UGGAUGCAUAAUAGUAAUUGCAUAACUAAAUUUCAAUGCAACGAAAAUAUAGAAAGUCACACGCAUCGCAACGGAACAAUUUCCAGUCCUUUCCACCCAGAGGCGUAUCCUGCAGGCAUUACGUGUCGGUACAACUUCACAGGUGUGGGCAGAGAACGAAUACAACUCAGGUUUCUUCAUAUAGAUUUAUAUUUUCCAAGUGGUGAUCCUGCUUCGCCUAUAGAUUGUGCGGGCCUAGACUCUGUGUCCGUCUAUAUUUACAUCAAUGGACAACUGGAGGAGCUGAACACCUGGUGUGGUCGCAAAUUGCCGCCGAUGCUCAUGUCCAACCAGCCUAAAAUGAUUGUAGAAUUUCGCAGCUACCAUUCCACGCCUACGGUCACCGGCUUCAAGGCUCAGUACAGUUUUGUCACAAAUUUUGGCAUUUACGAGGGUGUGCAAGAUAAUAGGGGAA
Messenger RNA from Candidula unifasciata, 454 nucleotides. Lineage: Eukaryota; Metazoa; Mollusca; Gastropoda; Stylommatophora; Geomitridae. The record is from the annotation of a GenBank genome assembly.